This is a messenger RNA of Histoplasma mississippiense, 507 nucleotides long. RefSeq lists its product with no specific name. The record is from RefSeq and is a predicted model, not a curated record. NCBI's taxonomy places the organism in Eukaryota, Fungi, Ascomycota, Eurotiomycetes, Onygenales, Ajellomycetaceae. Bases 1 to 507 code for a protein of 168 amino acids. The transcript is spliced from 5 exons.
AUGGGAAUCAAAGGGAAGAUCCUCAUGCACUAUGUCAAUAGAACAUUACAAAGAAUUCAAGUUAGCUAUCGUACAAGAGGCACUCUUGAUCCGCAAUGCGAGAGGAACCUGAGAGCUCGGCUUCGGCCCAUGAAGUCGGCGCGCGUAUUCCAAUGCUGCAGGAAAACAAGCUUCUGGAUAUCAAUUAUCCCCGCGGCAGUAUCGCGAGUAUGGACAGAGCGGGUUAGCGAGGCCGUUGGCGUCAAACCCGAAGCAGCUAGUCGGGUCCGGGCUGUCCUGGAGAUAGGAUGGACGCGCUGUUACACCAAAGUCGAAUAUGUCCAGUUAGGGAGUUCUGGGCUUCGGGUUUCUUCACCCAUUCUUGGUGGCAUGAGCAUUGGUCACAAGGAAUGGCAGGCUUGGGUCGUGGAGGAAGAGGAAGGACUGGAGGCGUUCAAAUUGAGGCAGAGCAAGGAUGAUGUUAACCUAGGAGAUAAAACCCCUCCGUCCCACCCGAAGAGACCAUGA